GUUACGAGCAUGGCCACCCCGAGCUUGGAUGAACGGCUGGUUUCGGUUGACGAUUCUACACCUCGCGUUUACGACCCGGUGACCCGUUUUCGUGAGCGCAAUCCUCAUGGGCAUUCCUCCGAUUCGACGAUUCAACAUGUGCUUUACGGAUCCGGCUCCGGCCCCGCUUGUCGGCCUUCGACUUGGGAAGCACAACGCGCGGUUCGGGACUUGGAAGAAGCAGCUAAAUUUGCUAAUCAGCCCGAUGCCAGCGCCUUUUAUCACGAAGCGUUAGAGCUUCACCCUGAGGCAUGCUCCUUGGCAUUCACCAUGGCUUUCCCUGAUUGCGAUCAGUCGUCGUUCGUUGAUACUCUCAGGGUUACCCGACUGCGUGCUCCUUCGGACCAGCCUGACUCUCAUGAUACUCCUCCGCUUUGUGCUUCACACGCAGCCCCUCUGACUGCAUUAAUAGAUUGCGCGGUCGUACGGCCUCUCACUUCCUACAUUCAUCUAGUAGAUACGGCGUUGCGCGACCAUCUCUUGUACGAUCAUGGACUACUGGAACACUUCAGUUGUCUAAGACAAGUGUGCUUUCUGGAACAUAGUGAAUUUCGUGAUCUUCUUCUUGAUAGGUUGUUUCAACAGGCCACCGGCUUACUCACAGAACAGUCCAAACUGCAUGAAGCUACUUUUCUACACGAUUUGAUGCAAUCCGCCGCCUCAAAGUUUUUUACUUCUAGCAAUGAAACCAGCGAUUUUGAGCAGUUUCCAUUUUGGGCUACCGAUUGCACUCCGCUAGUUAUUCGAGCGUCUAUUGACUUGGUUCCCUCUAAACGGGAAAGCGCCUCUAAGUGGAUCACAGAGGGUGUCCCAAUGGUUCCUUCCUUUAACCAUAUAACUUUGGUGUACCGAGCUCCUUGGCCGCUCAACAUUCUCAUCAACAACCGGGCAAUGUACAAAUAUAAUUUAAUUUUCAGGCAAUUGAUGCACAUUAAGUUCAUCGUCUGGUCUCUUAAUAACGUGUACCGCUGGCUCCGACAGAACAGAUACUUGUACGUUGCUCGUGCCUCCAGCCUGGCUGAUAUACACAAUAUCACUCUUUGGCUCCACGAGAUGAACCAAGUGUUACGUGGCGUGGAGGGCUAUCUCACAAACCAAGCGAUCAAAGCCAGUUGGUCCACAUUCAUCGCCCGUAUUACGGGUUCUUUGGAAGCAUCUCAACAGGCGGACUGGAACGCGCCAAUUCUCUCCAAUGCGGAACAUGUGGUGCACUUGGAUGACUUGAUGAACCUUCAUGAUACAUACUUGGACAAUAUCAUUAAAUGCUGCCUUCUGGAUCCAGCUAACCGCGAAUUGCAUCAGGUAUUUCAGGGGAUGCUGUCCUGCGUACACUGGUUCUACAAAGUGUUAUGUUCCGGUCACUGGAUCUCACUGACAGAUUCAAGUACACCUGGCUGUUCGUUUCGUCACUCAGGUUGGGACCAACUGCAUGCUGCACAUCAGAGCUUCAGACGACAUGCUCGAUUCCUCAGGCGCCGAGUUGGCCGCCUCCUGUCCGCGCCAGGUGCCGAUCGUGCUCAACGCAGCCUGAGUCAAUUCAUGUUUGUGUUUGGCCUGAAUGAUUUCUAUGGCCAAUCUUAACCAGCUACGUUUUCCACCCAGAACGUCCAACUCCACUCAGCACUCUGCUGUCCUCAGCCGAUUGCUUACAUCUUUUGCACAGACCGCUCGCUUCGUUCAGUCGCCGUUGCACUUUUCUAUCACACGUAUCCCGCAUGGGAAUUUGUUAGGCUACUCCGAGUCUCUUUGUACAGUGUAUAUUUAUUGAGUCCCAAAUGUUUUCCCUGAGUCUAUUUUUUGUGCUACAGUAUCUCAAAAGUGUUGCAGUCUUCUCUCACACUGGCAACUUUACAAUUUUUAUUUCUGGGAACGCUCCCAUUGGGAAUCGCUUGUCCAUUCAGUUAGUCGAUUUAUCAUGGUGUACAACA
Molecule: messenger RNA, 1967 nt
Organism: Dicrocoelium dendriticum
Lineage: Eukaryota; Metazoa; Platyhelminthes; Trematoda; Plagiorchiida; Dicrocoeliidae
Source: the annotation of a GenBank genome assembly